AUGGCCUGUGCAUCACUCUCCUUUGAGGCUGUUUCAUUUUUACUCGCUCACGGAGCCUUGGUACACUCGCUCGACCAGCGUCAGGUCAGCCCACUGAUCUACGCCAUUAAGGCCGUCUCGGAUAGUCAAAACCGACUCAGGAUAAACUCAUCCGAGGCCAUGCUGAAGGUCUCAAUUGGUACCACCGAUUUCGUCAAACCCGAACGGACCCACUCAUUUCUUGCUUCUGUCUCUGCUGCAAAGGAGACUUCAGAAUGCAGUGCUACUGAUGCAUUCUCCGAUCCCAGCCUCUUGUUGGCCGCUCGCCUCGUUCGCUUACUUCGGCUGUCUGGCGCCCAUCUGCCAUGUGGAGAAACGGAACGCGCGACCAUAAUAAAUGAGGCAGCUGCUCAUGGAGAUUUACGUCAGUUACGACUCUUUCAGCUGGCUGGAGCCAGUCUCGAGGUCUGA
Molecule: messenger RNA, 450 nt
Organism: Protopolystoma xenopodis
Lineage: Eukaryota; Metazoa; Platyhelminthes; Monogenea; Polystomatidea; Polystomatidae
Source: the annotation of a GenBank genome assembly